Tachysurus vachellii is the source of this 1817-nucleotide messenger RNA. RefSeq names its product ER membrane protein complex subunit 3 (gene emc3). The transcript has 9 exons. Gene Ontology annotation, biological process: protein folding in endoplasmic reticulum. Gene Ontology annotation, cellular component: EMC complex; membrane. NCBI's taxonomy places the organism in Eukaryota, Metazoa, Chordata, Actinopteri, Siluriformes, Bagridae. The record is from RefSeq and is a predicted model, not a curated record. Bases 177 to 962 code for a protein of 261 amino acids.
CGGCCAUUGACUGCGUCGCUAGUCGCUGUGCGUAAUCACUAUGCUUCCACUGCUAGUUGCUAACCAGCGGACCAGAUGCAGUAAGGAACAGCCGAUACUAGGGUUCAUACGCCGCCGAAUUUGAUGUUAGCGGAAUAAUAAAAGUUUGAUAAUUUCAAGCACCAUUCCAGUAAAUCAUGGCUGAACCAGAACUUCUGCUGGACUCCAACAUCCGCCUGUGGGUUGUGUUGCCCAUUGUGUUCAUCACUUUUCUCGUCGGGGUCAUUCGACAUUACGUCUCCAUCCUGUUACAGAGUGACAAGAAACUCUCACUGGAGCAGGUUUCAGACAGCCAGGUUCUCAUUAGGAGCAGAAUAUUAAGAGAAAAUGGAAAAUACAUUCCUAAACAGUCCUUCCUGAUGAGAAAAUUUUACUUCAAUAACCCAGAUGAUGGAUUCUUUAAAAAGACAAAAAGAAAAGUAGUGCCUCCUUCCCCCAUGACUGACCCAAGCAUGUUGACAGACAUGAUGAAAGGCAACGUUACAAAUGUUCUUCCUAUGAUCCUUAUUGGUGGUUGGAUCAACUGGACCUUUUCUGGGUUUGUUACAACUAAGGUACCGUUCCCUCUCACACUCCGUUUCAAGCCUAUGUUACAGCAAGGGAUAGAGUUGCUCUCGCUUGAUGCAUCCUGGGUUAGUUCAGCGUCCUGGUAUUUCUUGAAUGUAUUUGGACUGAGAAGCAUGUAUUCCUUGAUUCUUGGACAGGACAAUGGUGCAGAUCAGUCCCGUAUCAUGCAGGACCAGAUAAGUGGUGCUGCAAUGGCGAUGCCUGCUGACACAAACAAAGCAUUCAAGGCUGAAUGGGAAGCACUAGAGUUGACCGAUCACCAGUGGGCAUUAGAUGGUGUGGAGGAGGAUCUGAUGAGCAAGGACUUGGAUCUUUCUGGCAUGUUCAGUAAAGAUUUGCCUACAGGCAUUUUCUAAGGGCAUUAAAGGACAUCAAUGUAAAAUGUAAUGAUUAAAUUGUGUGGGCCGAAUUGAAACUAAUGGGACAAAACAUGGUAUUCUUGCAUAAACCUCACUGCAGACAUGUGCAUGUACUGUUCUCACUGAAUUUAUUUUGCUUUAUUUUGUUGGCUCUUUGGCUUAUCUAAAAAAGAUCUAGACUGCAUUUUAAAUAAAUCUUCAUUUUAUGUUACAUUUUAGUAAGACCUAUACAGUGGCCUGAGUGUACACUGUAAAGCUGCUUGCAUCAGUCAGCAUGGGUACAGGAUUAAUUUGAAGUAUGUUUUGUAUAACUGAAACCUCAAAAUGAACCAAUAAGCUUUGUAUCCAUAUAAUUCAGUUUAGUCUCAUGUCCCAGCAUAUUCAGAUGCCAUCAUUCCCUGAUCAACAUUAUAUAUGAUGAGUUUUUAUUCAUUUUAUUUGCCCAGAUGAUUAACAGGACCAUAGAUGAUUAAUAUUUAAAGAAAUUAUUAGGUAGAAUUUUGAAAAUGGACCAAUUGUCAUAUUAAGAGCUGUUGUUUAUUGAUUGUGACGAUUUUCAUCCAUUAUGAGGGUCAGUGUUAAGCUUAUUAUGAGAUUUCCUGCUUAAACAUCUAGACCUGGUAGUAAGCUUCAGUUGUGUUUGGGCAGAAAAUCCACUGUCCUCCACACCUGGAACAGAGGCGUCUUGAUAGAUUUGUUUUGAUUAUUUGGUAGUUUUCUAACAGAUGUUCCACCUUCUUGAUAAUACAUUGUUUUUGUUGUUUUUAUAUUAUUUAUUUGUUUUGUAACAUUCAUUUUUUUUUGUACUUGUAAGAAGUGCUCAUCCAUAAUAUAACUCAUUUCCUAAAGCAA